Molecule: messenger RNA, 3475 nt
Organism: Formica exsecta
Lineage: Eukaryota; Metazoa; Arthropoda; Insecta; Hymenoptera; Formicidae
Product: T-box protein H15-like
Exons: 6
Coding region: 1080-2927 (615 amino acids)
Biological process (GO): cell fate specification; heart development; positive regulation of DNA-templated transcription
Cellular component (GO): nucleus
Molecular function (GO): RNA polymerase II cis-regulatory region sequence-specific DNA binding; DNA-binding transcription factor activity, RNA polymerase II-specific
Source: RefSeq, a predicted model, not a curated record
AGACUCCUCCUGUGGACGACGUUCGAGCAUGUUUGUAUGUAUCGUCGGCCACCGCGGUUGGCAGUUUCAGUCUGACAUGGGCGCGACAGAAAGAGAGGAGGCGAGCAGAGGCGAGAUAAAGAAGGACGCGGUAAUAACGUUUAGGGGAACCUCGAGGUGGGUUCCGCAAACGGGAGAGACCCUGCAGGCGGAGUUGGGUGCUGAUCCCAGAGGCGGAGCGUGUUGCGGAGAAACCGCCCAUCGACACCCGCUGGGUAUCCUCUCAUCUCGCUCCCGCUCUUGCGUUUCCACCGUCCCUUUGACUCCGACGUUCGCGACCAAGCUGCGAUAAUCGCGUGGCGGGUGGGGGCCGAAACGAAGAGGCGACCGGCGGUGGCGCGGGUCAGUCUCUCGGGCAACCCGGUCGGUCUGUCGUUCCCUGCUCUGUCCGCGCCACGUUUCGCCUCGCGCGGUUCGGAGUGAUAAACGACACAUCAAGCGCGGCCUCGCUUUUCGCGCGCGCGAUAGAGAGAAGCGACUGUGUACUUUCUCGCGACGACGUAACAUCUCGAGUCAUCCUCGCACUAUUGACAGAGUGCCUCUCCGGCGAUCACUCGCCGGCAUCGAAUCAUCUCGGAUCACGCUUGGUGACCGCUAAAUGUCACGGCUAGCCACUUAACGUCGUGUUUCGCAGUGUGUUGUGCUUCGAAAUCUAUCUGUCACCGAUCAGGACCGAUCUGUCAAGUUUCGGCUGCGCGACGAACGCCGGCGAUCAAAUCCGCGCAUUCGAAAUCUCUCGUCGCGCGCCGUCAAUUUCCUCGCACGCGUGCACGCGCGCAUGCCGACGACGAGGAAUCGAAGUGAUUCUCGCCGGUGGAGGAGAUAAUAUGCUGAUGCCGUUUUAUCGGCGCUCGCGUAUCGAGGAUAGAAGCUCGCAUCGUCUACCGGACAGCGAUUAUCAGCGCCGCUAUCAUCGGCAUUGUUGUCGCGGCGCACGACGCCCGUAGCGACGUCGCGACGUCAAGCGAAUCCGCCUCGAGACUCGUUUCGAUUAGUUCAUCGAUAGACCCCACGUGGCCCAGGAAGCAGCGCGCGAGGUGAUGUUGCUGGAGUCGCGAGGCCUCACCGGUAGGAAGAGAAACGGAUUGACACUGACCUCGUUCGGCGACGGUGGCGGCGGCGGUGGCGGAGGCGGCGGCGGCGGCGGUGGCGGCGGAGGAGCCGGCAGCGAAGAGGACGACGAGGAAUCCCGACAUCACCUCUACCUGGGCAGAAAGAUGCAGGGCGAGGGCACCGCCGCCCCCACGGUACCCACCGGACUGUCCGGAUGCGCCGGCGACGAUGGUGACGAGAGCUCGAGCCCGUCGCCGAACAGCAGCCUCCUGAACAAUCUCAACAACAAUUGCAACUCGAACCGGCAGUGCGCGACCGACUUUAGUAUCGCCGCAAUUAUGGCGCGAGACUCGCGUCAGCAGCAGAUGCAACAGCAACAGCAGCAGCAACAGCAGCAGUCGCAUCAUCAUAGGCAUUCGCAGCAGCAGGCCGUCGGCGGCGGUAAACUACAUCAACACGAAAGGGAAGCCAGCGGUUCUGGAGUCGUCCGCGGUGCUCCGUCGGUUCCGGAGACGAUCAAUGCGGAGGACGAGCCGGAAACGGACGAUACCGGAAGCACGAGUGGGAAGGGCGCCUCGCCGGUCGUGAAUCCGCUACUUCAGGAGCGCUCGAAUUGCGAGGAACUGAAACAUGUGGCCUGUCACCUGGAGACCAAGGAUCUCUGGGACAAAUUCAACGAGCUCGGCACGGAGAUGAUCAUCACAAAGACCGGCAGGCGAAUGUUUCCGACAUGUCGCGUCUCAUUCAACGGACUGAAGGCGGACAGUCGAUACGCGGUCCUGAUGGACAUCGUGCCGGUUGACAACAAGAGGUAUCGAUACGCAUAUCAUAGGAGCUGCUGGUUGGUGGCCGGAAAGGCGGAUCCGCCGGCGCCAGCCCGGCUCUAUGUCCAUCCGGAUUCACCUUUCACAGGCGAGCAGCUCCGAAAGCAGGUCGUCUCUUUCGAGAAAGUCAAGCUCACUAACAAUGACAUGGACAGACAUGGGCACCUGGUGCUGAAUUCGAUGCACAAGUACCAGCCGAGGAUCCACCUGGUGAAGCGGCCGGACUCGAGCACGGCGAAGCCGAUCGUGGACCUCGAAAAGGAGCCGCACAAGACCUUCAUAUUCCCGGAGGCCAUAUUCACCGCUGUCACCGCCUAUCAGAAUCAGCUCAUCACGAAGCUCAAGAUCGAUAGUAAUCCGUUCGCCAAGGGCUUUCGAGAUUCUUCUCGUCUUACUGACUUUGAGAGUUUCCCUUUUAGGGAGACGAUGGAAUCCAUGUUAGCGGAGCAACAGUCAUUGAGGUUUCCGCAUCGGUUGCCUUUCGAAAUGGAGCAGCUCCAGGCGGGCGCAGUGAGCAACCUUAGUCUGGAGGAGAAGGCUUUAUGGGCCGCGCGUUCACAGAUGUUGUUAAGGGCGGCGGCGGCCGUGGCCGUCAGUCCCUACGCUCAGUUGGUGAGUCCGGCUUUGGUCUAUCCUGGCGCGCCGACGGCUGGUACCAGCCAUCAGCAGCAGCAACAACAACAACAGCAGCACCAACAGCAACAACAACAGCAACAGCUGGGUCACCUAUGGUGGGCCUCGUCAAUUGGUCCGACUCUGUUCGCGGCGGCGCACCAUCAGCAGCAGUUGGCCGCCACCAGCUCCCAGCAGAAUCCAACGUGUCCCGCGGCUCCACGGCCCCUCUAUCCGUCACCGCUCGCCCUGGCUCACCACCGAUUCUCGCCCUACCAUACGACGACCGCCCCCAAGUCCUCGACGCCGGCCGUGCCGUCGCCGUCGCCGUCCAGAAGGGCCACCCCGUCGCCCACGGAUAGUCUCAGCAGGGAGGCUCAGGAUCUGUCGCCCUCGUAGUCGCCGGCUUUCUUGUAACCUCGUUAGAGAAGUACUGGUACCGUGAUUUUCCUAAUGGAAAAAUGUUUGAGACUUUUUACUAAGGCUCCACGACGAAAGAAUUCGAAUUUUCGAAUGUGAAGGGUUUCGAUAAAUUGGAUGAAUUUUUUUUAUGGAGAAACGUGCAAUUCCUUCUCACGCGAUGAAAGUGAGCUCUUCUCGAUUGAAAUCGAAGCGUGAUUGAUUCGUAUCACUUUGCAAUAUUCUUCUCUCACGGAGAAAUGAAGAAACUUUACGCGCGGUGAGAAUCGAUUUCCAUCGUGCCACUUGUUCAACUUAAAUUAUCUCUUUUCUUUUUUUUUUUUUUAGAUUUCUAAAAUAUACGCCAAUUCUAUAAAAUUGGUUACAGCAUUCUUUUUUUCAGAAGAAUGUAGAAGUGCAAUAUUUAUUAAACUAAUAUUAAUAAUUUAUUAAUUAUUAUACUCUUUCUUAUCUUUAUUAUUUUUUAAGGAGCCGGUCUCCAUUCCGCUAGAGAUGAAUAUAUAACGAUUGUAUAAAAAAAAAAAAAA